Rotaria sp. Silwood1 is the source of this 484-nucleotide messenger RNA. The record is from the annotation of a GenBank genome assembly. NCBI's taxonomy places the organism in Eukaryota, Metazoa, Rotifera, Eurotatoria, Philodinida, Philodinidae.
AUGAUUGAAAAAGAUUUAUGUUUAUCAUCUGUUGAUGAAAAUUUUGAAGAUAAUUUGAUUAUUGAUGAUGAUAAAUUUGAAGAUAAUUUAAUUUAUGAUGAUGAUAAUCAUAAUCUCGAUUUAUAUCCAGAUUUUAUUGAAUCAAAUGGUAGGAUAAAACACUUUAUUUUGUAGUAUUUAUUUAAUGGCGACGAACUUUGAAAUACAGCUUUUUGUUGGUCGUUUUUUUCUUUUUAUUUCUGUUUAACUUUUUGCUCUUUAUGUGAAAUUCAUGUAUAUUUUUCAUUACUUGUCGUCAGGCUUCUAGCCAAGAAUUUUGCAUAUGUUGGAUUUCAGCUUCAGCGCAUGGGACCCAGAUGAAACUUAUGGAGAGUGAUAUUGGACCUAAAUGAUGAGUUUUUAUGAAACAGUUUUUGCGGUCUGAGCUUGCGAAAAAAUUUUUUUUCUGAGCUCCCAAAAUUUUGUUUGCUUUUCGUAGUAUUCC